Liolophura sinensis is the source of this 4621-nucleotide messenger RNA. RefSeq lists its product as uncharacterized. The transcript is spliced from 11 exons. The coding region runs from base 228 to 2204 and encodes 658 amino acids. Lineage: Eukaryota; Metazoa; Mollusca; Polyplacophora; Chitonida; Chitonidae. Gene Ontology annotation, molecular function: protein binding. The record is from RefSeq and is a predicted model, not a curated record.
CGAUUAUGAAUCAUUGAAUGAGACGGAAGAUUUAGCAGCAUCGGUGACGGGUCAAGAUUGCAUGGUCUUGGAACUAUAAGAUAACGACGUCAAACAGUAACAGUCCCAGUAGUGAUGCAGAAUAAAAGCAAAGUAAAGAUCAGUCUAUGAUGGUGGAGGGCAAUUAUAUUUGGAGUCCAUUUGAUCACAAGGGAAAUCAGUGAUCCCAGACACAGGUCAUCAUCAUCAUGGGUAAUGUUGAGGUCCAUGACCUGGCUCCAGUGCGUGCUGAUGAGAGAAAAGAGCUGAACCUGAGUAGGAGAGUAAAUUACAAACAGUACUUAAAGCACAUGAAUGGCACCACCCAUGACAGGUGUCUGACAGAAAUUCCAUGGGGCAUACGUGAUGCCAUUUCAUUGUAUGAAAGGAUGGAUGCCUCAUUUAAUGCCAUUCAAGACUUACCUGUUGAAAUCCCUCUUCGUCUCCCACACCUUAACUUCUUGGAUCUCAGCCACAACAGACUGACAAGCUUGCCAGAGAGCUUUGGGCUUCUUUUUCACCUGAAGACCUUACUGCUGAAGCACAAUCAUCUGUCCAAACUCCCAAACUCGUUUACUCACUUGGUCAAACUAGAGAAGGUUGACUUGUCCAAUAAUGGGUUGAGGGAACUCCCAGAGGCAGUGGGUGAGAUGGAGUCUCUGUCAAAAUUAAAUGUUGCCUAUAAUAAGCUGAAAACAUUGCCUCCUUCAUUAGGACAAAGUGAAGUGCUCUUAGUUCUGUUAGCUAAUAACAACAGACUUGAAAGCCCUUCUCAGAGCCUCUGUGAUGAGGGUUCAGAUGUCACAAUAGACUUUCUAAAGAAACAGUGGAAAGUUUCUACUAACUACAAACCCAAGUCACCAAAGACAUCUAACGAGUUUCCAAGGCAACGUGGCAAUCAGUUGAACAGUUCUGUGUCUAAUCCUCAUUCUGCCCAUGCCCAGUAUAUCCAGAGUCAAACGCAUACAACUAAUACUCCUAGUCGAAUCAAAACCCCUUUGUUACCUCCCUUGGAUGCUAGUCGCCUUCAAUCAGAUGAUCUCAGAGACAAAAUCAUAGGGAUGCUGUAUGGAGCGGCCAUUGGAGACGCCCUGGGCAUAGCCACAAGGUGGAUGUCACCGGAUGAAUGUAACUUCCACUAUGUGGCUGAAUGUUUGUCUUACUCUGACAUUGUUCAGGAUGAACAUAGAGUCCGGUGGAAGAAGGGAGAUUGGACAGACAAUAUGGACCAGCUGAUCCUGGUGCUUGAUUGUAUCCUGGCAUGGGCUGGUGUCGUGGAUGAGCUAGAUUUUGCCCAGAGGCUCUGCAAUUGGGUCAAACAUGGCUUUCCUGAGCUUGGAGACUCUGAGGGACACAUGCACAGUCCAACAAUUGAAAAGGUUCUGGCUGAAGUAGACUUUCUAAAGGACCCACACACAGCUGCAGCUAGAGUAAUCUCCCAGUACUCCACUGUCUCACCCUGCAAAGCUCCCACUGGCAUUGACCAUGUCAACAACAAUGGAGACGUACAUGCAAAUGGUGACAACUCAGUCCAGCAUAAUCCAACAAAAUCUUUGCUUAAGGUAGAAACAGUGAUUGAUGACAUUGGAACUGACAAUGGUUCACUGGCACGUUGUCUCAUUUUGGGUAUUCCAUACUUUCAUGAGAUAUCAGAGGUAGAAAGCAAUGCUGGUAGAAUUUGUAGGGCAACUCAUAAUGAUCCCAGAUGUGUUGCCAGCUGUGUCCUCAUCUCCGUAGUGAUUUCUUUAAUUCUGCAGGGCCGACAUGAUCUCCACUGCCCGGAUUCUGUGGAAGAUCUGUUACAGACUGCUAUUGGGAAGGCAAAAAAACACCUAACAGAUGUCAGUGAAAAGCAGAAGAAAGAGUUCAUGACUGCUGUCAACCUGUGUCAUCUGGAAAAUCUGAAACCUCGUGAGAAAGGGAAGGCCACACAUGUCCUCAAGGCUCUGUCAGCAGGGCUCAUAGUGCUCAGAGAAACCUCCAUGGAUUUCAAGACUGCUGUCACCAAGCUUGUCAUGAGUGCAGGAGACAGUUGCUCUAAUGCCUGUGUCGCAGGUGCCCUUUUGGGAUGCAAAGUAGGGUAUGCUCAUCUGCCACGAGCAUGGGUGGAAGGCCUAAGGAAGCGACAGGUGGACUGGCUGAACAUUAAAAUUAACCUUAUGUUGGACAUGAUGGGAAUACCUUAACAAACUAUUUGUUUGGAUUAGGUUGUGCAUGUUAUUAAUGCAAAAGGGGUGUUGAAAUCUGUACUGCUUAACAUACCAACUGGUGAUAUGCUUGUCUCCUGUUGACAGAAACAGAAGUUCUAUAGAGAUCAGGAGUUCUACAUAUACCAAGGAGGGAGUCAAAUCAGGGACUUUAAAAAUGGUACAUCUGGCUGGCAAACUUCGCACUCAGCAGUUGGGAAUGUAAGGGUGAAGUGUGUAUGUGGUCUUGGCUUGGUGCUUUAGUGAAGCAGUAAUAUUUAUACGAGGGCAAUCAGAUUGCCUUCUUACAUGUACAUUGAAAAUAAUAUUGACCAAACAGACAAAAACUUCCCUUGAUAUUAAGAACAAAUUUAACAGUACCACUACAGAACAAGUAGUUGUAAUCCAUUUUCCGGUAUCAAAUUAAACUGCCAACAGACUUCUACAGAAAGCUGGCACUGCAAAGGGUUCAUAUAUGUGUUCAUAUGAGGUAAGACAUGUUUCAUUUCUUUUUCUGAUUUGUGGGCAGCUCUGACAAAUACAUGUACACACUACACAUUCAUCUGUAAAGUAUGGAUAUGUACAUUAUAAAUAGAUUUUGGCAGCUUUGUGAAAAGCAUCAGUGUUAAUAGAAUGACUAAUGUAAUAUAUACUAGUAUAUAAUGUAUAUAUUGCCAAAGAGCUCCCUGUUGAGUAUGUCGAUGUUGACAAAUCAAAGAAACUGUUCCUGUUAAGGACCAAAAUUUAUUUCAGAUCUUUUUUAUUUUUUUGGCAUUGGAGAGAAAGGGAGUUUUGGAGGGGGGAGAGUAGGGGUAUGUAGAUAUUUAUUUAUGUAUAACAGACUGUAGCUCUUUAUUUGAGCAAAAUUUCAUGAGUAUGUGUUUGUAAAUGGAGUGAUUGCUUACGUUCAUACGAAAGGUACUAUUUCAUUCAAAUUGUUUAUAAAUCAGUGAUUAUGAUUUUUCAUUAUGUGUUAUCUGAAUUAAUGCAAAUAUUUAAAGGAUGCAUGUUGUUCCUGUUUCAUAGUACAAGGUACAAAUAUGUUAAUCUACUGCAUUUAUAGCAUCUUUUCAAAUGUGUCGAAGUAUUCAAUAUUAUUUAUUGCUGGUUUAUAUCUAAACACAUUAAGUAAAAUGGUCUGUGUAUUCAUUGUUAAGGACAUUGCAUGGUGGAAUCAUGAUAAUAAUGGCGUGUUUUAUUUUACCUUAUUUCAUAACGUUCAUAUGUAAAUUUAUUAAUUUAUUAGGUGGUUAUAUGUUUUCAGGUAGCCUAUUCAACAGAGAAAAAAACGUGGACUGCAAUAUUUGUAGGUUAGAUUAGUAUAUGUGAAACAAUUGUUGUUUUCUUUACCUAGUGAAAAAUCCUUACUAAGGAGAGUGUACUUGAAUAGUGAAAGCAACAUUUCAUGUUGGGAAUGCAGUAUUCUUUCAGGAUUGCACAAUUCUGAAGGCAACUAUUACAGUCUCUACCAGACUUCUGCAGAUUUGAGGCAAAUUCAGAUUGAUAAUGUUUGCCAUCGCCUUGUCCCCAUUUCACAUAGUGUAGGUAGCGCUACAUUAAUGUAAUUACCAUGGCGACGAAAUAGCCACAGCGCUGAUCGCCAUGGAAGUUACGUGCGCUUUGUGAAACGGGGCCAAGUUAGCGUGCUGAAUGGUAGAGACCAUUCUUACUCGGGGUGUUACCCUUCAGGCAUUACUUUUACAGCUUUUCACUGCCUGGAUUCGUCAUAGUCCAAAAGUGAUAUACCAUUUUGGUCAGUAAUCAAAAAAUUUUCUGUUUUUAUAUUGUGGUAGGUAUCUUGCUGGUCUGCACUUCUGGUAGUUGUGAAAUCGUGUGAUCUUAAAUAUAGAAGUAGUCUUGGUGUCUUGUCCUUGUUGUAAUUUGUGUGUAAAGGUAAACAUUUGACUAGAAAUUCCACACCAGUACAGAGGUUUAUACGAGGUUAUUUCUCAAUGAUGCCCUAUUUGCCUAGGUUAGUAAAUACGUUUCUAACCAUUUUCUAUGUGGAACAUCAUAACAAUUUUAUAACAGUAUGAUGUUUUCAUGUUCCUAGUUCAGAACAGUCAAAGCAGCUACUGUGUUUUUUUAAUGAUUUUAAUCAAAAUGGUUGCAAAUUUUUCUUCAUGCUCCUGGAUUCCUAGAACUCACUCUCAGUACUAGUUAUUACCUUAUGGUGCACAAUAAGAACUGGUCAUAAAGGAAAUUGUUAGCAUGGCAUGAUCAGCUUAGCCCAAUAUGUACCUGUAAAGUUUAUGGAAAAAUGUCGUUUAUUCAUUGUUUCAUUCAGUGGCUUUAAUUGUAGCAAUGUAAUGCCCUUCUGUUGCAGUCCAGUCCAGUCCGGAAAUUGCACAUAUCUGCCAUAGGUAACCACAUUUUGCUAUCAAUGAUCGCCUUCAAGACAAGACAAAUCAACUUGU